ACACUUAACGUUACUGCAUUAGCAUUCGCAUUUCAUUUCGUUUCCCCACAAAGCUGUAACGUUAAAAUUCAUGCUCAAAUCACCCAAGUUUACGAACUUAAGUUACAGACCGGGACGUUUAGCUAGCUAAGUUAAUCGUCGUAAGUUGCAACUUUUUAAUACGGAGGGAAUCCGCAUCCGCCCUUACCCUGUCAGUGUCCAGCAGCAGAUAAACCUCCCACCCUGUCUGUCAGCUUCUCCCCUCCAGUGUCCUUCAGUAGUACUAGUAGUAGUAGUUGUUGUUGUUGUUAAAUUAACAAAUAAGUGAGCUAACGUUAGCUAGUUGCAGUUAAACUAAUCUCAGCCGUUUGAAAUCACAGCGGAGGAAUGCGGACGCUGACGUAGACAACUGAACAAACCGACAACAACAACAACGGCAGCAGUCCGGAACGGUGCAGUGGUACCAAUAUCAUGGAGAGUAAAGUGUUUAACCAAUUAAAACCAUCAUCUUUACCUCAUACAGGCACUUCAGAUUAACAGGACCCGGCCUCACAAUGCAGCUUUGUUGCUGAAACAGAUUAACACAUCAAGUGACCGGAGGUGUAGGAGCCCCUUUUUCUCUUUUUUUUUCUUUCCUGCUUCCCUUUCUCCAACAUUCUCCACGGACGCUGCCGCCACACAUCUCGAACCACAUCGAGUGCGAUGGCCAGACGUUUUCAUAUUGAGUGAUAUGUGACCAAAUUGGCAAAUCCAGGUUGAUAGCUGAGCUCAGACGAAGCACAGAGAACAACAUCACACUGGUUUCCUUCAUGUCACGCCACAGUCAGCCAGAAAGUCGGCCAGCGAGCAGCAGCAAUGACAGUAACAUACUCUCGCAGGGUUGCUGAUGCAGGUCUGGGGACCUUCUUUCACCUGCUUCUGCGAUGGAAAGGCAGCAUCUAUAAACUGCUCUACAGAGAGCUCAUCAUCUUCACUUUUCUCUACUACUUCUUCAGUAUAGUUUAUAGGUUUGUGUUUAAUGAAGACCAGAAGAGGCUUUUUGAGAAGCUGUCACUAUACUGUGACCGCUAUGCCGAGCUCAUCCCUGUGUCGUUUGUGCUGGGUUUCUAUGUCACCUUGGUCGUGUCCCGUUGGUGGGGCCAGUUUGAGAACGUCCCCUGGCCGGACCGAUUGGCAGCUUUAGUCGGGGGUCAUGUUCGUGGAGCUGAUGAGACCUCCAGGCUGACCCGACGAACUCUGAUGCGAUACGCCAACCUCUCUGGUGUGCUCAUUUACCGCUCUGUCAGCACAGCUGUUUACAAGAGGUUUCCCACCAUGGAGCAUCUGGUGCAGGCAGGUCUGAUGACGUCAGAGGAGCUGAGGCACCUGGAGGACUUGCCCUCUCCUCACAACAAGUUCUGGGUCCCCUGCAUGUGGUUCGUCAGCCUGGCUCUGAGGGCUCGGACUGAGGGUCGCAUCAACAACGACGUGGCGCUUACAGCCAUUCUCUCUGAGUUGAAUAGUUUACGGGCAAAGUGUAUGAAGCUGUACGGUUAUGACUGGAUCAGCCUGCCUCUUGUCUAUACUCAGGUGGUGACAGUGGCGGUCUACAGCUUCUUCCUGGCUUGUCUGAUUGGUCGUCAGUUCUUGGAUCCAGCUCAGGGUUACCCAGGUCACGAUCUGGAUUUCUACCUGCCUGUUUUCACCCUGCUGCAGUUUUUCUUCUACGUUGGUUGGCUGAAGGUGGCUGAGCAACUCAUCAAUCCUUUUGGUGAAGAUGAUGACGACUUUGAGACCAACUGGCUCGUUGAUCGCAAUUUACAGGUUUCCUUGUUGUCUGUGGAUGAGAUGUACGACAGCCUGCCGCUGGUUGAGAGGGAUAUGUACUGGAAUGAGUCUGAACCUCAGCCUCCCUACACUGCUGCCAGUGCUGAACACCGCAAACCCUCCUUCAUGGGCUCAGCCCUUGAUAUCAGUGUUCCUAAGGAGGAGAUGGAAUUUCAGUCCAACCUGGAGCAAAUCAAAGAACAUGAGGAGGCCAACUACUCCACCCCGUUGAUCGGAGGGCUGGGUCGUCUUCUCGGUGUCCAGUCCCCUAACUUUCCUCGCUCCUCUCGGGUCUCUCUGCUGCGGCGCCGCCCUGGAGCACCACUAAGUCGCUUCCCUCUUUACCUGCACCCCGAGACACCAUCAACUCCCAAUCAAGGCCGCCAGCCUUUAAACCAAGAGCGAGAUCCAGACUAUGCCUUCUCCACCAUGCCCUUGUAUGAGAGACCGGGUUUCUAUAGCUGCCCCCAAACACCCAUCCACUGUGUGCCCCCCGCGGUGCCCCGCCCUCGACCUGCCCGCCGAACUCAGAACGAGUGGGACCGCAGCUGCAGCUCCCUUGCACCUCCAAUGGUGGGCUCACAGAUGCUGCCUCCCGACACUCCCAAUAACCUCCCACCACCGCCGUCCUCUGCUUUCCCCUGGCUGAGCGAGGAUGGAGAGGUGCCGAAUACCCCUGCCUUCUCCUUCCCUGACCCCCCACCUGAACUCUGCCCAAUAUCUAAACUAAGACCUGGACAUGGCCUUCUGUCUCGCCGCCCUCCACCUCUCCGCCUUACUCUGGACCCCCUCCCCUCAGCGGACAGCCAGCCCGGACCCCUGAGUGCUCGGACGGCAGGAAGCGGAGGAGAAAGGGUGUUUUCGUUCACUCCUCCUUCUCGCGCAGCAGCAGCAAAUCCCAGUAAUCCCACCAGCAGCUCUAGCAGCAUUAAUGCAACAAGCACCAGCGGCGCUGGCACAACGGGAAAUCUCUGCAACGGUACAAGUCACAGUAAUUUUAGUAACCAUGGGAACUUCGCCGCCAACAUGAGAGCAAGCAACGGGGGCACUAACGGCGGGCUGAGCAAUAACAUGAAUACAGUUUCCACUUCAGCGUCACAGCAGCAAGAAACCAAUCAGCAAAACUCACCCAAUGAUUCAGGCAUCUCAUUGGCUGAAGGGGACCUGCUGGGAGUUUUGGUGGACGGUGGCGUGAACAAGGCAGCAGGAGGGAAGGAGCAGGACUGAGAUGAGAAGCUGUGACAGACUGUUUUUGUAUCAUUCAAAACAUUUCACACCAGCAGCCACUGAUCUUUGUUAAUAUCUGAAGUGCAUUACAGUCAUCUGGAGCCAUACACACAACUGAAAAGUUUUUUGGCAAUCACCGAGUUAAUCUUCCUAAUAAGCUUUUAGAGAACAAUUAACCUAUUUGUAAUGCAAAAAGCACCUUAUGAGAUUUAACCGUCAACAUGUGAAGGAAAAAUAAGAAACUCUUUCCAGCUUCCUCUGAAACUCAGCGACACCGAGCCAAAAUGUGUAUAUUCUAAAAUCUUCUUAGCAUUGUUUCCAUCAGUGUACUCUUUAAUUAAAAAAGUAUCAUGUUAUGUUUCUUUUGUCAUUUUGUUUUUU
Micropterus salmoides (largemouth bass) is the source of this 3393-nucleotide messenger RNA. It is a transcript of the gene best1, whose product is annotated as bestrophin 1. Gene Ontology annotation, molecular function: chloride channel activity. Bases 835 to 3012 code for a protein of 725 amino acids. NCBI's taxonomy places the organism in Eukaryota, Metazoa, Chordata, Actinopteri, Centrarchiformes, Centrarchidae. The transcript is spliced from 12 exons. The record is from RefSeq and is a predicted model, not a curated record.